CCACCACGACAGAUUUAAACGUGUUUAUGUGACUGUAAAGUUCCACCGGCUACCCUCAUGUUGUGAAAAUAAUUUAGAAAAGAAACGUGAUCAAAAAUAAGUUAAAUAUAUUUCUCUUAAAAUUUUAGGAAAUUUAAGUGUCUGUCAGUGAUUUUAUUCUAAUGUAAUUCAUUAUGUAUUGAAGUUUGUAUAAUUGUCAUAAUUUAACCAAUUUUUAUAUCCAAACUAAUUAAGAAUUUGUGUAUAGUGAACAUUGGUAUUUAAAGAACAGAAACUUGAAAAUGGCGUUGGUAGCGAUCAGUCGAGUCAGUAGUCGGGUGUCAAUUGAUUCGACCUUCAACCAUUUGAAUCAUUUGGGAGCAAUCGCCCGACAGAGACAGCCGUGCUUUGCAGUAUUUGUACAAAGUUUUGUCGCAGAAGCAAAAAAAAUGAGUCUGCCACGCGUUUUCUUUGAUAUGACCGCAGAUGGUAAGAACGUGGGUCGCAUCGUAAUGGAGCUGAGAAGCGAUGUAGUCCCUAAAACUUCAGAAAAUUUCCGAGCUUUGUGCUCUGGGGAGCACGGUUUCAGUUACAAAGGUAGCAGUUUCCAUAGAGUUAUACCAAACUUUAUGUGCCAAGGUGGGGAUUUUACAAAUCAUAAUGGUACAGGAGGAAAAUCAAUUUACGGUGCUAAAUUUGAAGAUGAGAAUUUUCAAUUGAAGCAUGUAGGACCAGGAAUUUUAUCAAUGGCAAAUGCUGGACCAAACACUAAUGGUAGCCAAUUCUUUAUCACGAGUACAAAAACAUCAUGGCUUGAUGGUAAACACGUUGUGUUUGGAAAAGUAGUCGAAGGACUGGAUGUUGUUAAAAAGUUGGAAGCUUUGGGUUCUCAAAGUGGUAAAACCUCAAAAAAAGUUAUAAUAAACAAUUGUGGAGAAUUGUCGUAAUUUUAUACACUGAUAGUUACUUUAAAAAUUGCAUUUUUCUUUAGUCAAUAAAUAAAAUUAUUUUCGUCGACAUUUAAACAAA
Leptopilina boulardi is the source of this 1008-nucleotide messenger RNA. RefSeq names its product peptidyl-prolyl cis-trans isomerase-like. The record is from RefSeq and is a predicted model, not a curated record. Gene Ontology annotation, molecular function: peptidyl-prolyl cis-trans isomerase activity. The transcript is spliced from 4 exons. Gene Ontology annotation, cellular component: intracellular membrane-bounded organelle. Gene Ontology annotation, biological process: protein peptidyl-prolyl isomerization; protein folding. Lineage: Eukaryota; Metazoa; Arthropoda; Insecta; Hymenoptera; Figitidae. Bases 282 to 926 code for a protein of 214 amino acids.